AUGAAUACUCUGGUUCAACUGGGAUCCUUGCCCCAAUCGAAACUGCCAACCGCGACAUUCGAUACCACAUCCUCAUACUUUGAAGCCCUAGCAGAGCUGCACAUCGCUCACCUCGUAAACCAGCGCAACAAUGCAAUCGACUCAGCCGAAGACUGUCGGCGCAAGCUUGUCGCUCGAUAUCUUUUCCGCAAACUCGCCCGAGAACAUCGAUUAACAGAGCGACUGGCAUCCUUUGAUAAGGGCCCGUUCAAACUUUGGUGCGAUGACUUGCGCCGAGCUGACAUCCUCCUGAACGAAGAGCUCAAUAAUCGAUGGGAAUUCACAUAUGCCGCCCCAGUCGAAUUCUCCUUUGCGCCACCGUGGUGGCUUCUGAUUGAAAAGCCUGAAUACUGGCCUCGAGGCCUGGACGACUGA
This is a messenger RNA of Aspergillus fischeri NRRL 181, 414 nucleotides long. RefSeq lists its product as uncharacterized. The coding region runs from base 1 to 414 and encodes 137 amino acids. Lineage: Eukaryota; Fungi; Ascomycota; Eurotiomycetes; Eurotiales; Aspergillaceae. The transcript is spliced from 2 exons. The record is from RefSeq and is a predicted model, not a curated record.